Messenger RNA from Jatropha curcas, 1107 nucleotides. Its product is annotated as alkane hydroxylase MAH1. Lineage: Eukaryota; Viridiplantae; Streptophyta; Magnoliopsida; Malpighiales; Euphorbiaceae. The record is from RefSeq and is a predicted model, not a curated record. Gene Ontology annotation, molecular function: monooxygenase activity; oxidoreductase activity, acting on paired donors, with incorporation or reduction of molecular oxygen; heme binding.
AUGGAUGUUAAUACAAUAUUCACAACAGGUUAUGACCGAGAAAUGCUUUCUAUUGAAUUUCCAAAAGAUGAAUUUUCUGUUGCUUUAGAUUUUGCUGAAGAAGGUAUAUUCUACAGACAUGUUCGUCCAAAACUCUUUUGGAAGUUACAAAAGCUGUUAGGGUUUGGCAUAGAGCAAAAAAUGAAAGAAGGGAAAAAAUUGCUCGAACAGAUAGCUGAGAAAUAUAUAUCAAUGAAAAAGGAACAACUUAAAACUAAUAAGGGCCUCGAAGAUUUGUUAACACUUUACAUCAGCCGAGGAGAAAUGGCUGGUUCCAAAUCUCAGGAUGAGUUUUUAAGAGAUACCGUUCUAAAUUUUCUUAUUGCAGGAAGAGAAGCUUCCUUGGGUUGGUUCUUUUGGCUAGUUGCAACAAAUCAAAGAGUGGAAACGAAAAUUAGAGAGGAGUUGAAAUCUAUAGCAUCAACAAGUGAAACAACAGGAGGGUUACAGCUCUUCGAGCACGAAAAGGUAAAUAAGUUGAUAUAUUUGCAUGCAGUAAUAUUUGAAACAUUAAGGCUUUAUCCACCGGUUAUGUACGAGCAUAAAGAGCCUUUAAAGCCCGAUGUGCUACCAAGUGGACAUCUUGUAGAUCCAACCAUGAAAAUUCUACUAUCAAUUUAUGUGAUGGGGAGAUUGAAAUCUAUAUGGGGAGAAGAUUGCAUGGAGUUCAAGCCAGAAAGAUGGAUUUCAGAGGAAGGAAGGCUUAUACAGCAAUCUCCAUACAAGUUCUUAUCCUUUAAUGCAGGACCAAGAGUUUGUUUGGGAAAAGAAAUUGCUUUGACUCAAAUGAAAGCUGUUGCUGCUUUUAUCAUCCAUAAUUACCAAGUUAAAGUGAUUGAAGAACAUGUCCCGGAACCUAAUACUGCUUCUAUUAUCCUUCAUAUCAAGAAUGGUUUAAUGGGCAAAACUAACGGAGAUGAAAUUGAGAGAGUGCAUUACAAGAUGAUGUUAGGAGAUGAAAAAGUGAAGGCCGAGGAAGAUGAGCAAACAAAGAAGAAGAAGAAGAAGAAGAAGAUUAGAAGAAAGUUGAAGGAGAUAAAUUCGUGUGAGAAAGGAUUGAGAGUGUAG